GUUCAGUCACGAUGGGUAAACUGGGGAUUUUGGUAGCUGUAGCCGUGUUUCUGGAGACGGUCUCUGCGACGUCUCUCGGGACGGUGUACACAGAGGGAGGUAUGGUGCAAGGCGAGAACAUUCGUCUUGGCUUCCGCCGUCACAUGGACAUCUUCAAGGGGAUUCCCUUUGCUGACAUUCCUGGAAGGUUUGAGAAACCAAAGCGUCACCCUGGCUGGGACGGCGUCCUGAAGGCCACUCAGUAUAGGCCGAGAUGCAUGCAGGUGAACCUUAUCAUGACUGACACCAGAGGCAGUGAGGACUGUCUUUACCUUAACAUCUGGGUUCCUCACGGCCGCUCAGUGUCCACAGGUCUGCCGGUCAUGGUCUGGAUCUAUGGAGGAGGCUUCCUGGCUGGAGGUUCGAUGGGUGCUAACUUUCUGGACAACUAUCUGUACAGCGGGCAGGAGAUUGCAGACAGAGGAGAUGUUAUUGUGGUGACGCUGGGAUACCGUGUGGGCUCUCUGGGCUUCCUGAGCACUGGCGACUCUGGCUUACCUGGAAACUAUGGUCUGUGGGACCAGCACACCGCCAUCGCCUGGGUGAACAGGAAUAUUCGCUCAUUUGGAGGAGACCCAGACAACAUCACCAUCUUUGGAGAGUCUGCAGGUGGAGCUAGUGUCAGCUUCCAGACUCUCACUCCCCACAACAGAGGGCUGUACAAGAGAGCCAUCUCCCAGAGUGGGGUCGCCCUUUGCCCCUGGGCUGUCAACAAGAACCCCCGCAGGUUCGCUGAGGAGGUUGCACUGAAGGUCAACUGCCCCACCGAUCAGUCUAUGGCUGCCUGUUUGAAGAUGACUGAUCCUGCUCUCCUUACGUUGGCUGGCAGUCUCAGUAUUUCCAGCUCACCUGAUCACCCUCUCGUAAACAACCUGGCCCUGUCUCCUGUGAUCGAUGGCGACUUCCUGCCGGAUGAGCCCUCCAAUCUGUUCCAUAAUGCGGCUGACAUCGACUACAUCGCUGGAGUCAACGACAUGGACGGACACCUCUUCACUGCUUUAGAUGUUCCUUCAGUCAACUCCCAACUGGUCGACACCUCUAUCGAGGACGUCAAAAGGCUCCUGGCGUCAUACACUAAGGAGAAGGGAAAGGCUGGUUUGGACAACGCCUACUCCACAUACACCUCAACCUGGGGAUCAAAUCCCAAUAGGGAGACCAUCAAGAAAACCGUUGUGGAGAUUGGGACAGACUACAUCUUCCUGGUUCCUACUCAGGCUUCCCUCUAUCUUCAUGCUGCCAACGCCACGACUGGCCGCACCUACUCCUAUCUCUUCUCUCAGCCCAACCGUAUGGGCGGCAUUGGCAGGCCCUACCCCAGCUGGAUGGGAGCUGAUCAUGCUGAUGACCUGCAGUAUGUGUUUGGAAAGCCUUUCACCACCCCACUGGCCUACUGGCCUAGCCACCGUGAUGUCUCCGGCUAUAUGAUCGCCUACUGGACCAACUUCGCAAAAACUGGAGACCCCAACAAAGGAGGUCUGAGCGUGCCUGCUACCUGGCCAAAAUUCACCAGCACUGGACACCAGUUCCUCGAGAUCAAUUCUAAAAUGAACAAGAACUAUGUAAGGCAGAAGAUGAGAAUGCGUUACGUGCAUUUCUGGACCAGCGUGCUACCCAACCUUUCUGUAAACAUCUCAGAAUAAAGAGCUUGUGCAAUCACCUGUGCACAGUGUGGACCUGAACUAUUACAUCAGUAUUGAUUCAUGAAAAAAUAAAUUGAUGACGAAUGCAAAUUA
Morone saxatilis (striped sea-bass) is the source of this 1772-nucleotide messenger RNA. RefSeq names its product bile salt-activated lipase-like. The record is from RefSeq and is a predicted model, not a curated record. The transcript has 11 exons. Bases 12 to 1679 code for a protein of 555 amino acids. Gene Ontology annotation, cellular component: postsynaptic specialization membrane; synapse; cell surface. Gene Ontology annotation, molecular function: triacylglycerol lipase activity; neurexin family protein binding; signaling receptor activity. NCBI's taxonomy places the organism in Eukaryota, Metazoa, Chordata, Actinopteri, Moronidae. Gene Ontology annotation, biological process: presynaptic membrane assembly; synaptic vesicle endocytosis; postsynaptic membrane assembly.